GGGCACGGAUAUAACCUAUCGAUUGCGUUGGUGACAGUUCAAGGGCCGAACGUUAGCAUGGAUCAGGGACAACCCAACCUAUCUAGAGUGGUUGAAGGCGAAUGAUUUCGUCCAGAACAAGUGUACACGACUGGCAAAGGAGGUCGAGGAAAUUACUUCGUGAUGUCAAGUUCUUUGAACAACUUUGGAUCAGGUAUUGGUCUCUUUUUCGGCUUGUAGUACCUUUCAAAGCUCAGGGGGAUUUCUACAGGUGGCGGUGUAGGCUUGGGAUUGGGCUUUGGCAUGUAGUUAUUCUCAUCGAAGAUGAUCGGUUCCUGCGGUGGCGUAUCAACAUAUACGAUACGAUGUCCAUGGUUGAUAUAUUGAGUGUCAGCAACUUAGAUUAUACAAACAUGGAAUAACAUGGAAUACAAUCAUCCUCUGAUCAACAUGCCACACAAACACAUCUGCAAAGGGAUUUGCCACUGCCGCAUGAGCGAUGAAGAUUACGAAAAGAUGGUGAAUAAGGGAUUGGAUGACUGCUGUGCUAGCCUGAAGCAAUCAAGCAAUAGCAAAAAGCCACACGAAUCUGCGUUACGCUACAUGUUUUUGGCUAAUGAGAGAGAAAAUGAUUUGGCUUUUGGAGCUUAUGUGUGUGGGCUGAAUCUUGAUUUUGGCAAUUCCAUGUAAAGAAUCAACGCACAUUUCCCACCCAAAAUAGACAUCCAGUUUUUGAUUUAUGUAAACAUAUUAUAAUACUCUAUAACAGAACUAGCUGUAUUGCU
Plasmopara halstedii is the source of this 764-nucleotide messenger RNA. RefSeq lists its product as uncharacterized. The transcript has a single exon. Lineage: Eukaryota; Oomycota; Peronosporomycetes; Peronosporales; Peronosporaceae. The record is from RefSeq and is a predicted model, not a curated record. The coding region runs from base 403 to 669 and encodes 88 amino acids.